AAUAUUAAUUUGUUUUGUUUUUGUUUUUAAUAUUGCAAGCUGUUGGCAACCCUAGAUCAAGUCUGACAGCCAGACUAACGUUGCCUGGGGCAACCUGCAAACGAUUUGGUCAAUAAAGUUGUUUUCCAAGCGCGACAACUGCGCAAUUUACAAAAUGCCGUUACUCGAGGCGCCUGCUGAAAAUGCAGAAUUUUCACCAGAGUCCUCGCUGCAACCAGAGCUGCCUUUGGUACUGGCGCCACUACCAGGACCAGUUGCAAUGGCUCAAAUGCGUAUGCCGCCAGCCGAAUUUCGACAACUGCAGCAGCAGCAACUGCAACAGCAGCAGGAACAGCAGCUGCCACAGCUGCAGCGAAAUAAUCGUCGCAACUUGGCGGCACGCCGAAAUUCCUACGACAGAGAUGUGCCCAUAGCAGAGGAGACCGAACACUUUCCAGCUUUUGUGCAUUUGUUGCCGGUGGUGUUGCCACCACAAGGACCCGAGCCCACAUUGGAUGAGCUGCUGCGACGCGUUACAGAGCGCACAGAUCUGGAGAAUGUGGAGACAGUGCGUCUGCGUGUUAUAUCGUAUACAAUAAGUUUAUCGCGUCUGUCGCUGUUUCUGCCACGACUGCAGCAUUUGGACUUGAGUGGCAGCGUGCUGAGCUCACUGCGUGAUCUGGGCUACGGACUCAUGCAGUUGACACACCUGAACAUCAGCAAUUGUGGGCUGCAAAGCUUUGAUGGCACCAGCGGACUGCCGGCCAUACGCGUGCUCAUAGCAGACAGCAAUAUGAUACAGCGCGUUGGUCCUUUGUCGGAGCUCAGUCAGCUGCAGGUGCUGCAGGCGCGCAAUAAUCGCAUCAGCGAGCUGGGACUGCUGUCCUUUCUGGGCUUGUGUGCGCAGCUGCUGGAGGUGGAGCUGGGCGGCAAUCCGGUGUGUCGUUUGCCACUCUAUCGCGAUACGCUGAGACGCAGUGUGCCCACGCUGCAGCUGCUCGAUGGACAGCCGCUGGAUAAUGAGUUGAAUGUGGAGACGCCGACGCCGCCUGUGGCAAACGUUGACGAGACUGAUGUCUCCAGCGGCUCAGAGACCGCUGCUCGUCCCGCUACAGCGCCGCACAACAACAACAACAACGACUUUAGGCCAGUUGGCCAACGUCCUGCAUCCGCUGUGCUAACGCUGGAUGCAUCAAACUAUCGCCGACAAUCGACUGCUGCUAUUACAGCCACACCUGUUGCUGGCUCUGUUUUGGGCUUGGUGCGUCAGCGUCGUCGUCGCAGCGGACAUGCCUGGGUUAGUUCAUCCAGCGGCUCGUCCGCCAGCUCCUCCGCUGCUUCUACGCGUGCGCCUUCCAUUAGCUCCUCAAACAGCAGUCUGGACAUGCACUCCACUUCCUAUGCCUUCAGUGCACGUAGCACGCUGGAUUAAUAGCAAAAGCCAAGCUUCUACUUUGCUCACACACAAAAGCUACAAGUUUAUUGUGAUUUAUAAUAAUAAAUAUUAUGCUUGUUACUAGGACA
Molecule: messenger RNA, 1503 nt
Organism: Drosophila busckii
Lineage: Eukaryota; Metazoa; Arthropoda; Insecta; Diptera; Drosophilidae
Exons: 2
Coding region: 155-1411 (418 amino acids)
Molecular function (GO): protein binding
Source: RefSeq, a predicted model, not a curated record